GGGACGCCGGGCUAACAUUUUGAGCUUUCACACCCGAAAAGACAGGGCUUCUCGGGUUUACUGCACCGUCUGAAUCCCCUACGGUCCAGCCUUACAGGGGUGCUGUUUUUGCUCGCGCCCGUGUACGCUAAAUAAACGCAAAAAUUGGGAUAGUAAAAUAACAGCUUUCGCUUAUCAUGAGAGGGAAGAGGGGCAGGCCGCCCAAACCGCUACAAGCCGAGGAGCCGUCUCCAGCUACGGCCCGGGGCUUGCGACCCAGGAGGAAUCUGAAGCCCAGGUUAAGAGACAGCGGGGAUGAGGACGUCGAUAGCCCCACAAGGGAGACCACCAAGUCGGCCAAAAAGAGGAAAGGGGGAUCCGUCACGUCAACAAGAGGCAGGGGACGAGGUAGAGGUGGCGGCGGUGGCGGUGGCAGAGGAGGCAGAGGGGGUCGUGGAGGAAGGCGGACGGCUGCGUCCAAAACAGUGGUGUACGACGACCACGAGAGCGAGGAGGAGGACGAUGCUGUCAGUUUGAGGUCGGAGGAGGACGAGUUUAUUGAGGAAGAACCUCAGUCCGAGGAGGACGAGGCCCUCAAAGAGGACUCUGAUUGCCUCGAAGAUGAUGUGCUGGACGAGGAGGAGGAUGAUGAUGCCAGCUACUGUACAGAGAGUAGCUUUCGGAGUCAGAGCACACACGCCAGCACUCCGGGGAAGAAAAAAGCGCGUGCUCCACGACCUCGCACUCCCAUUCUCGAGGAGAAGGAGAUUCCUCCUCUUGUGCUUCCUGACACCUCCGAGGACCUCCUGGUGCCUAAUGAGGAGCUGCUCAAUGCCAUCUCCAUCUACGAGGUGCUCCGGAACUUCAGCACAGUGCUGCGUCUCUCCCCCUUCCGCUUUGAGGACUUCUGUGCUGCACUGGUAGGCCAGGAACAGUGCACUUUAAUAGCCGAGACGCAUAUUUCCCUCUUGAAGGCCAUCCUGCGCGAGGAGGACUCCUCCAACACUACCUUUGGCCCUGCUGACCUCAAGGACAGCGUCAACUCCACUCUGUACUUUAUCGACGGCAUGACAUGGCCUGAGGUGCUGCGGGCGUACUGUGAGAGCGACCGGGAGUACCAUCAUGUCCUGCCGUAUCAGGAGGUGGAUGAGUAUCCCUACGGUCCGCUUGGAAGUAAGAUCAAGGUGCUACAGUUUUUGGUGGACCAGUUUCUCACCACCAACAUCGCCCGUGAGGAGCUGAUGUCAGACGGCAGUAUGCAGUAUGACGACCACUGCCGUGUAUGUCACCGCCUGGGUGACCUGCUCUGCUGUGAGACCUGCUCAGCGGUCUACCACCUAGAGUGUGUGAAACCGCCACUGGAGGAGGUUCCAGAGGACGAGUGGCAAUGCGAGAUUUGUGUGGCACACAAGGUGCCUGGUGUCACAGACUGUGUGACAGAGGCACAGAAAAAUAGGCCCUACAUCCGUCAGGAGCCCAUUGGAUAUGACCGCCACCAGAGGAAAUACUGGUUCCUAAAUAGAAGGAUUAUUAUUGAAGAAGACGGUGAGCACGAGAAGAAAAAGAUCUGGUACUAUAGCACCAAGACGCAGCUGGAGGAGCUCAUGGAGUGCCUGGAUAAGCAGUACUGGGAGAUGGACCUCCAUGCCACCCUGGAGGAGAUGAAGGAGGAAGUGCAAGCUCACAUGGACAUCACAGAGGACCUUACCAACAAAGCCAGAGGAAACAAUAAAGCCUACCUCACUGCUGUCAACGAUGUAAUUAUGCAGCAUAUGAAGGUGUUGCAGGAAGCACAGGAAGCAAAGAGGCAAGUAGGGGACACGAAGCAGGAAGCAGAAACCGGCUCUGUUAAGACAGCGGAGAGCGAGCUCACCUCGCAGCUCGACAGCGGAGAGCACAAAGACACGGAGCCCAAGGAGGAUGCUAGUUCACAAGCAGCCGCGGUCCCCUCAGCUGCAGAGGAGAGCUGCUCGUCCGAUCCUAACCCCGGCUCGGCCACCCGGACCCUUGGCUCGGACGCAGCCGCGCCUAAAACAGAGUCCCUUGAACCUAACAAGGAGACGCAGCCUGCUCUCUCCAGGUGCCAGGAGAGUGGAGAGUCCCCUCCGCUAGCAGAGCAGCAAAGGACAGAUGAGGAUGCAAAAGCAGAGUCUACCAGUGAAGACAAGCACCGUGACGAGUCACAGUCACAAACGCAGGAUGGGCCUCAACAGCAGUGUUCUCAGCCACAGGCGAGUAGUGGCAGCAGCCAGGUCUCUGGAUGUGGGAGCCUCAGGAAACCAGAGCAGCCUGACCUGGCUGAUCGGUCCUCUCAGUCCUCUUUUACCAGCCAGGACGGGACAGAUGAGUACAAUGAAAGGGUCAAGAGUGAGAGAGGGAGAGCAGCAGGACGGGAAUCAAAUAGCCAAACGCCCAGAGGCAGCAAAGAGUCAUCUCCUGUUCGCUCUGAGGGUGAAGCUUCGCGUCUCAGCUUCUUAAAGAGGGACCUGACAGUGAAUUUGAACAACUUGUUCAAACUGGGUCAGGAGGGUAAAUACAGGGUUUACCACAACCAGUACAGCACCAAUGUCCUGGCCCUAAACAAGCAUCAGCACCGCGAGGACCACGACAAGAGACGCCACCUCUCCCACAAAUUCAGCCUGACCACCGCGUCUGAGUUCAAAUGGAACGGCUCCAUCUACGGUUCACGGAGCCUGACUGUCUCCACCCUGCGUCUCACCAUCAUCCAGUUGGAGACUAAUGUCCCUGGACCUUUCAUGCACCCUAACUGGGCAUCGCACAGGACCAACUGGAACAAAGCAGUGCAGAUGUGCAGCAAGGCCAGGGAAUUUGCUUUGGCCUUGGCCAUACUGGAGUGUGCCAUCAAACCAGUGGUCAUGCUGCCUGUAUGGAAAGAUUCUCUUGGACACACAAGGCUACAUCGCAUGACCUCCAUGGAGCGGGAGGAGAAAGAGAAGGUGAAAAAGCGAGAGAAAAAACUGGAGGAUGAGGAGACACUGCAACAGGCCACGUGGGUGAAGUACACAAUCCCCAUCAAGCACCAGGUGUGGAAGCAGAAGGGGGAGGAGUACAGAGUGACAGGAUACGGUGGCUGGAUCUGGGUCAGUAAGACUCGUGUGCCGCGGUUUGUUCCGAGGCUGCCAGGGAACACAAAUGUGAACUAUCGCAAAAUACUGGAGGCAGCUAAAAUGAGCAAGGAAAAUGCAGCAGCUUGCACAAAUAAGAAAAAGUUGAUGGAAACUGAGAAGCAGAGUAGUCAAAACACAGCGGACGAGGACAAUAAACAAGCACCCAUCACUACGUCAUCUCAGAGCACUUCAUCAGAAGGUGGCAGCAAACCUCAGACCUCUGAAGAGGAAGAAAACCCCCCAGAGGAGCAACAGGGAACAAAUGAAGAAGAGAACAGAGAAGAUGAAAAAAUGGAGGUUGACCCCUGCCCAGAAACUGCUAGUUCAAGUGAUGAAAAGGAUAAAGCUGAAAACAAAAGCCCAUCCACGCCUUCUGUGCAACCUCUGAUGGAAGAACCAAUCCAGAAAGCCGAACGACCCAAGAAGGAGGAGACCGCUGCAUCAACGCCCUACUACGAUGUUGUGAAUGUCAGCGAAGGCUUCCAGCUGCGGACAGCUUAUAAGAAGAAGGUAAAGCCCUCCAAACUGGAUGGGCUUUUGGAGCGCCGGGUAAAACAGUUCACCUUGGAGGAGAAGCAGAGGCUUGAGCGGAUGAGACAGGCAGCUCUGCUGUCCAAAAUGGCUGCCACAAAGCCUACCUCUGGAGUUAAGACUGAAGGAGCAAUGUCAGGCAAAGAGCAGCCUGCUGUUUGUGUUAAAGAAGAGAAGGAGGAGAGCCUUCAAGUGAAAGACCAUGUGGUUAAAAAGCUUAACUUUGAACAGGAGCAGACAGAGAUAAAGGCAGACAACUUGGACAUCAAAUCAGACGCCACAGCGCCCAACCACAGCAAACAGACAGAAGUAAACGCUGUGCAGGGGAACGGUGGGGAGGCCUUAGCUAAUAAAGAAGUGAACGGAGGACCCCUAGCAAACACUGAGCUCAACAGUAAAAACAAUUGUAUAUCCGAUGCAAUUGAAAGCAAAGAAAAAACACAGAAGGCAGAGGUGGCUCGUGUGGGAGAGAGCGCUAAGAAACGUGGGUAUGAGGAAAUGGAACGAAGCAGUGGACAGAGCGACACAGAGGUUGACCACAGCCAGACCAGUCCAGUGCAGGUGAAUGGGAAAGCUGGGGCUGCCACCCCUGCAGACUCAAACAUCAACUCAGACCCAGCCAGAGUCCAGAGCGACAUCAAAGAGCCUCAGAAAGAGCCUGUCAAGUCUCUGAUGAAUGGAAACCUCUCGCAAAACGAUGUGUCCAACAUAUGUCAUCCACCUCCCCUUAAAGUCCCGAAAUUAGAGAACCAUGUGGCAGAGAAAGGAGACUCGCUCAAUAAGAGUGAGGGUGUGGCUGUCAACAGUGAGGGGACAGUGCCCACUAAGCUUCCAUCCUCAAGUCCUUCUUGCCUGAAUAGUAAUAAUACCGACAGUAACAGUAGUAGUGAAAGUUUGAAAACCACUGCCCCCACCGAAGGGUCUCAAAAUGCACUGCAGUCUGAUGUGACAUCUCAAGCGGCAAGUAGUGCCAUCUCCUCUGUUACCACCACCACCACCACCCAGCCCAGCUCCAGGGCAGUUGUUCCCCAGAAGACCAAAGUUCCAGUCACUGACACUAAGAUGGCAACCUCUGGUUCAACAACAACCAGCAUGACCAUUAGUAAAGAGUAUUCCACCAGAGACCGAGUCAGCCUUCUCAGGUUCUCCAAAUCCAAGAAGGCACGUUCAGGGACAGCCCUGCCGUCCUACCGCAAGUUUGUCACCAAGAGCAGCAAGAAGAGCAUCUUCAUCCUGCCAAAUGAUGACCUGAAGAGGCUCGCGAGGAGGGCAAGCAUCAGAGAGGUGCCCAUCUUCAACUACAACGCCAAGCCCGCCCCUGAUAUAUGGCCCUACCCUUCACCUCGGCCCACCUUUGGGAUCACAUGGAGGUACCGUCUCCAGACUGUGAGGUCGCUGGCAGGGGUCAGUCUAAUGCUGAGGCUGCUGUGGGCCUGCCUGAGGUGGGACGACAUGGCUGUUAAGCCCUCUCCUACUGUAGGGACUACUCGGAAAGAAACCACGGACACAGACGUCACUACAACAGAGAUUAUAAGACGAAGAGAUGUGGGGCCUUACGGCAUCCGCUCUGAAUACUGCAUCAGGAAGAUCAUCUGUCCUCUCGGAAACAGAGACACUCCCAAAGAAACCCCCACUCCGCAAAGGAAAGGCCUGCGAUCAAGCGCCUUGAGGCCCAAGAAGCAGGAGCCAGCCAAGCUGACUGGGCCUAUUGCUGUGGAGACAUGGGUGGCUGAAGAGGACCUGGAGCUGUGGGAGAUCAGGGCCUUUGCAGAAAAAAUAGAGAGGGAGAAGUCACAGGGUCUGGAUUCCUCUAAGACUGGCAGCAGUCUGAAGACUGCAGAGGAUGUCAAGGCCCAUUUGGAGAAUCAGCUGAAACAGGCCAGACUGGCUGCCCAGCAGAAACGCCUGGAGCAGCAGAGACUGAGUACAACUGCCACCACUUGUACAACAACAUCUACCACCACCUCAGCCAGCACUCCCAGCACCCCAGCGUCAGUUGGCCAGAGGACGGGUCAGGUCACAUCUGGAACCAAGAUGGUCCUGGCCUCCAAACUGGGCUCUCCAGUUUCCUUCCAGCAAGACAAAAACUUCCAGCAGUCUUUUGCUUCCUGGGUCAAACAGGGUCAGCCCAACAACAGCUCAGCCCCCACUGGCUCGGUGGCCACCAUGGCUAGCAGCAUCACCACCUCAGAGCAAACCUUCCAGAUUGCUGGCAGCCCAGUGACUGUGGCUGGCCAAGUCCUCGCCGCCAAACUCCCGCUGCCCGCAAACAGCAAGAUUGUCACGCUCAACAUGCCCACCACGCAAGGAGGUGUAGUUCAGCAGAAAGUCCUUGGCAUAUUCCCCUCUGGGCCCCCUGCAAACCUUCGGACAUACAGCACACUACAUCCUACGACCGGCAACAUCAACCUCAGAGCCACCACCUCUGCCUCAACUACACAGCAACAGGCCAUCACAGCUGGAGGCCAAACACCGCCUGGCACGACGACGAGCCAGUCACCCACCCUGUCUACCUCUGUGGGCACAGCAAUGGUCAGAGGUCCAGCGACGGCUCAUCAAGGACAACCUCAGCAGGCUGUGACCCAGAUGGGCCGUGGCCAGCCUGGAUCCACAGCUGUGCCUGGUUCCACACCUGUGCAGCCAACUGCAGCUCCGAGAGCAGCGGGUGCUGCGGCAUCACCUCACGCAGCCACCGCAGCACCCGGGCAGUCACCUGUAACUUCCUCCCACGCCAACAGACCACAGCAGGGUCAGGUUAAACUCACUAUGGCACAGCUCAUGCAGCUAACACAGGGUGCUCAGGGUGGAAACCCAGGACUGACGGUGGUGAUCCAGGGUCAGGGCCAGACCCAGGGACAGUUGCAAAUCAUCCCACAGGGUGUAACAGUCAUACCUGGUCCUGGUCAACAGCUGAUGCAGGCAGCCAUGCCCAAUGGCCAGGUCCAGCGCUUCCUCUUCACUCCUAUGCCCCCAUCCACGACAGCUUCAGCUUCACCACCCACUGCUGGUACCCCUACAAAGCCUGCCAUAGCUCAGACCCCUCAAACCCAAGGUCCAACCCAAGUCCAGUCAACUUCCUCAGCCCUAGCCCAAACCCAAAUGGCCGCUCCUGUACCUGCCCCAACACAUGUUGCAGCCCCAGCUCCAACACAAAUGCCACGUUUGGCCCCCACCCCAGUGUCAGUCCCUGUGCAAACCCAAGUCUCAGCUGCUACUCCAUUAUCAGUCCCUGCACAAUCUCAAAUAUCCACUCCUGUGCCUGCCCUGCCAACUCAGGCCUCAAAACAGGUUUUAUCGUCCACACCAGCCUCUGUCCCCGCACAACCACAAGUGGCAAGACCCGUGCUUGCACAACCACAAAAUGCAGUCCCAGCCAUGCUGCAAAACCAAGUCUCCACCCUCACCCCAGGCUCAUUACCCACACAGACCCAAACUGCAGUGUCGCUACCUGUCCCAGCACAAGUUGCACCUCAGUCCCAGCUCCAGACACAGGCCUUCAGCCCUGUCCCAGCCUUGACCUCAGCCCCCAUCCAGAUGCAUGUUACUGCUCCCGCCCCUGCUUUAGCCCCUCUCUCAGGCCCCUCUAAUUUAGUCCAGAUGCCUGUUUCUGCUUCACUUCCCUCACCUGUCCAAGUUCCAACCCCUGCUCUUGCUCCUGUCUCUGCUCCUGUCAUAGCUGUUGUGUCCACCCAAAUUGCUGUCCCAUCCCCAGCCAAAGCUCUAACCCAAAUCCAAGCCACAGCUCCCGUUCCCCUUCAUGCUGCUGUGGCCAGUGCUGUUGUCACACCAGUCACAGCCACCUCGACAACACCUUCAGUGCCAGCUCUGACGGAGCAGAGGGCAGCGCAGCCCCAGGUCUGGACUCCAGCCUCAUCUCAAGCUCAGACUCCAGUUCUACCAGCUCAACUGGCUGCAGCUCCCAUUCAGUCAUCUGCCUUGGCCACUGUACCCAUCUCUGCCCCUGCAUCAGUCUCCACACACUCACCCAUUACCUCUCUUCCUCAAGCAUCUCUUCCUCCUCAAGCUCAAGUACAAGUCCAGCAACCUACUGUUGUAUCCAUGCAGCAAGUGUCUCAAAUUCCAGUCUCAGCAGUGCAGGUUCAUAUGAAGGGAUUACCAGUCUCUUCUGUUGUUACUACUGCGAGACCUACGCAGCCUCAGCUCCAGCCCCAAACCCAUACUCAACUUCAGCCCCAACGUCAGGCCCCAAUCUGUGCACAGGUUCAGGUCCAGCCCUAUGACCAAGUCCAACAAAUGUCACACAUUCAGGCUCAGGCACAUCUCCAAGCACAAGCCCCAAACCACCCCCAGGUUAGAGUUCAGUUUCAGUCACAAACUCAGCAGCCACCCCAAGCCCAAGUACAGCCCCUUGCUCAAAAUCAACCUCAGGUGCAGUUUCAAUCCCAAAACCAAAACUUGCCCCAGGUCCAGGCCCAACUUCAGUCAAGGGUCCAACCUCAGUACCACCCCCAGGUACAAGUACCAUUUCAAACACAGGCCCAAACCCAACCCCAGGCUCAGCAACAGCCUCAAGUCCAACCUCAACCCCAGGUUCAGUCUCAGGCCCAAACUCAGCUACAGCCCCAGAUCCAAACCCAACUCCAUCCCCAGGUUCAGGUUCAGUUCCAACACCAGGGCCAGGUUCAGCCACAGCCCCCACAGCAACCCCAGGUCCACACUCAGUCACAGGCCCAAACCCAGCCCCAGUUUCAAGUACAGUCACCACAGCAUGUCCAGCAACAGAUUCAGGUCCAAGCCCAGCCCCAAGUCCAAGCUAAGCUCCAAGUCCAGUUCCAGCCUCAGAACCAAACUCAAGUUCAAGCGCAGCCUCAGCUUCAGGUCCAGUCUCCAAUCAGACAUCAGCUCAUCACAGUUCCAGGCCUCCAGCCAGUUCAGCUACUCUCAGCUCUACCACCUCAUGUUGCUGCCCAGAUACAAGCCCAGAUCCAGGCACAGGCACAGCAGCAGGGUGGCACAGUUCCCCAGCAGAUCAAGUUACAGCUGCCUAUCCAGAUCCAGCAGACAGGAGGGCAAAUUCAGGCUCACCAGAUCCAGAACAUGGUGACCCUACAGGCACCAGCAAGCGUCCAGGAGCAGCUCCAAAGGAUGCAGCAACAGCAACAGCAGCAGCAACAGCAACAGCAACAGCAGCAGCAGCAGCAGCAGCAGCAGCAGCAGCAACAACUACAACAAAAACCAAAGAAGAAGAAACACCACGAGGCUAAAAGGGAACAGAAAGAGCAGAGCCUGCAGGCUGUUAGUCCUGGGGAUGGCAUCCAAAAACAGGCGGUAGUGAAGCAGAAUGCUACAGCAGAGCAGCUGAAACAGAAGAAGACGCUGGCUGCAGCUGAGCGAGAGGAGAACCAGAGAAUGAUUGUGUGCAACCAGGUGAUGAAGUUCAUCCUCGACAAGAUUGAGAAGGACGAGAAGCAGGCAGCUAAGAAGAGAAAGAAGGAGGAGGUGGUGGAGCAGAAACGCUCUAAACAGAAUGCCACCAAGCUGACUGCACUGCUGUACAAGCACAAAGAACAGCUGAAGGCUGAGAUCCUGAAGAAGAGGGCCCUGCUGGACAAGGAGCUGCAGCUGCAAGUACAGGAGGAGCUGAGGCGGGACAUAGCCAGGCUACAGAAAGAAAAGGAGAAAGCGAGAGCUGCCAUCACCCAGGCUGCUGCAGCAACAGUCAAGGCAGCCGCUUCCCACUCCUCCCAUCCAUCUCACUCUACACAUUCCUCCCACAGUGCCCACACAGUGCCCUCACCUUCCUCAUCCCAUAAACGCAAGAGAGAAGAGGAGCGGGACAAAGACAAAAACAGAGAUAGAGACAGGCACCAUGACAAGGACAAGAAACGGGACAGGGAUAAGGACAGAGACAGACAUAGAGACCGAGAUAAAGAGAGAGACGGGGAUCGUGAGAGGGAGAAAGACCGAGCGCGGGACAGACAUCGGGACAGGGACAGGGAGAAGGAGAGAGACAGGGACAGAGACAAGGACAGAGAUUCCAGCUCCGCAAAACACAAGAAGAAGAAGAAGCUCUCUUCUACCUCAAAGGAUCACAAGAAGGACAGCAAAUUGUACUGUAUCUGCAAAACACCCUACGACGAGUCAAAGUUUUACAUAGGGUGCGACCUGUGCUCCAACUGGUUCCAUGGUGCGUGUGUUGGCAUCACCGAGAAAGAGGCCAAGAAGCUGGAGGACUUUGUGUGUAAUGACUGCAAACGUGGUCAGGAGGGAGGAAGCAAUGAGGAGUUAUACUGCAUCUGCCGGACACCAUAUGACGAAUCACAGUUUUACAUCGGCUGCGACCGCUGCCAGAACUGGUACCACGGGCGCUGUGUGGGCAUCUUGCAGAGUGAGGCCAAUCACAUCGAUGUGUACGUCUGCCCGCAGUGUCAGUCAACAGAAGAUGAGAUGACAGUCCUCACGCCGCUCACUGACAAAGACUAUGAGGGGUUGAAAAGAAUAUUGCGCUCGUUACAGUCUCACAAAAUGGCAUGGCCAUUCCUUGAACCAGUGGAUCCCCAUGACGCACCUGAUUAUUAUCGUGUAAUCAAGGAGCCAAUGGACUUUUCCACAAUGGAGACCCGUUUGCAAAAGCGACAUUACCACAAGCUCACAGAGUUUGUAGCCGACGUGACCAAAAUCUUUGACAACUGCCGCUAUUACAACCCCAAUGACACGCCCUUCUUUCAGUGUGCCGAGGUGCUUGAAGCCUUCUUUGUACAGAAGCUGAAAGGUUUCAAAGCGAGCAGAUUGUCAAAUUCUUAAGUGGGCCAGUCUGGAUGGACUGGAUGCUGGGGUCUCUAGUAAUAAUUACAUGGAAACUAUGUAUUUCCAGAACAGCAAAUAUAUUCAUGACUUAAGAAAAAACACCACAAGAACACACACAGAAACACCAAAUGUGCUUUCAUAAAAAUGUCACCAAUUCAACAUUUUUGGUAACCAUUAUAAUAUUCAGUUUAAUCACAAAAUGGCAGCCAUGUUGAUUUGUGUUCACCAUGUAAUUGAGGGACAUGCUUUCUUCUCAUCACUUCCCUAAAUCAGGCCUUUUCUAGCAAUCAUCACAGUAGCUAGGAUGUUUUCAGUGGGAUUUUAAAUGCGUCUUAUUUCCCAACUUGGGUUUAUUUUCUGUCACACAUCUGAGUUGGACUGGAUAAUGUAUUAGCCUUACCAGAUGUAAAAAAAAUAUAUAUAUAUAUGAAGCUGCAUAUUUUAUUAUAGAGAUAUUUAUGAGAAGUUUUGUAUGUUGCGUCCCUUUGAGUUUGAUUGAACUGGUUAUUAAAGGUGGUUGUCUUGAAUGUACAUACUUUUAUCAUGCACAGUGGUUGUAAGAUAUGUCUGACUGUAUUUGAGUGUUUUAAAUAGUAAUGAAACAAAUCGUUUUAGAUAGUGUUAUUUUAUCAAACUAAAAUGUACUAUAGAGAAUGAGGAAUUGGACCUCACCCUGUUCCUCACUUCACAAAGUAACCUCAAUUUGUAGUUGUGGAAGAUUGCUUCAGAAACAAAUGCAUUCCCUGUAAAUUACACCAACAUGGCUGCAGGAUCCUCUGUUGACCCCUUUGCAUCCUCUGUGUCUGUCUGUUGAGAUGUCACAACAAUAAACAAAAUGCGAAGGGCUCUCAACUUUCCCUUCUCUCCACAUUCUGUAGGUCUCAUAACAACAAGCUACAGUGUUCUUCAGCCUCUUAGAAAGCAUCGCACAUUGCUCAGACAAAAUGCACUUGCCAAGAAUAUGGCUUUUCUGAACUGUAACUCUGUGACAGACUCCUCUGCCUCAUCGUAUGUUUGGGAUCUGCUCCUCUGACUGUCGGCGCAAGCAGCACUGCUGCGCCCACAGAACUGUUCAGGCAGAGCUGCCCUCUGCCCAUUUGAUCUCUAAGGGACCUUUUUGGACCUGGUCUUCAUCAGUGGGACUGUACUGAGGAGUGUGAACAACUGAGGCAUUUCAGAAGAAAGUUUACCUCGGAGAAAAGACUCUUAAGGAGCUCUCAUAUUUCCACGUUAUUUUUUUUCUUUCUUUUUUUAUCUCAGUCUUAUUUUUUUCCUUUCUUGUUGAAAAUCCCUCAGGCCAUCUUUGUGGUCAUAAUGUCCAAUGAGGAAUAGGAAAUUGAAUACUGACAUACAGUGGCUGAGUUUUACUGAGCGUAUCAACAGUUUUGUGUCUAAAUUCAGAUUUCACAGUGGAGCAACUUUUUUUUCGUCCCAUUUCCACUCAUUGUCUAGUCUGAAGUGGCAUGAAAGACAGUUGUACUAAAUAUCUGGACAUCAGUAGUCUGCUUGGUUAAACUUCUAUAACCUACUGAAAGUACGGUAAUAAGCUAUUGUAAAAUAAUUGCUCUGCAGUAGUGACUGAUUGAGAAGGAUGAAACCAUGUAUUUGAAGGUUCCUGCCCUGUUUGUAAAAAUUUGUCAGAUUUUGACUGAAUUUCUUUUUCUUUUUUUGUAUUACAUCUGAAGAAAUAUUGAUGUAUAUGGAACUUAAUAAAAUGGAAAAGACUGA
Messenger RNA from Chelmon rostratus (copperband butterflyfish), 12134 nucleotides. RefSeq names its product nucleosome-remodeling factor subunit BPTF-like. The transcript is spliced from 32 exons. The record is from RefSeq and is a predicted model, not a curated record. Gene Ontology annotation, cellular component: NURF complex. Gene Ontology annotation, molecular function: RNA polymerase II cis-regulatory region sequence-specific DNA binding. Gene Ontology annotation, biological process: regulation of transcription by RNA polymerase II. The coding region runs from base 177 to 10403 and encodes 3408 amino acids. Lineage: Eukaryota; Metazoa; Chordata; Actinopteri; Chaetodontiformes; Chaetodontidae.